Molecule: messenger RNA, 3866 nt
Organism: Apiotrichum porosum
Lineage: Eukaryota; Fungi; Basidiomycota; Tremellomycetes; Trichosporonales; Trichosporonaceae
Exons: 5
Biological process (GO): microtubule-based movement
Molecular function (GO): microtubule motor activity; microtubule binding; ATP binding
Source: RefSeq, a predicted model, not a curated record
CGUUCCUGUUGCGUGUCUCCUACAUUGAGAUUUACAACGAAACGCUCCGUGACCUGCUCAACUUUAAGAAGGGACCCUUGUCAGAUGAUGAAAAGCCGGCCAUUCACACUCGAAAGGGCAAAGUCUUUGUUGAGCCACUCGUCGAGGAGAUUGUGUCAACCCCACAGGAUGUGGUGACACUUCUGGCCCGCGGCAACACCAACCGCAAGACGGGUGCAACCGACUGGAACGAGCGCUCAUCUCGCUCGCACGCCGUGUUCCAGAUUGUCAUCGAGUCGCGCCCGCGUGACAGCGUUGGCGAUGACGAGAUUCGCGUCUCCCGCCUCACCCUCAUUGAUCUGGCUGGUUCAGAAAAGGCCGUUUCCGACGUCGAGCGUCGUGGCGAGGGCAAGCAUAUCAACCAGAGUCUCCUGGCCCUCCGCGAGGUCAUCAACAAGCUCACCGAAAAGGGAAAGAAGACGCACAUUCCUUACCGCAACUCAAAGCUCACGCACCUCCUGGAGAAUGUUCUCGGUGGCGACUCUAACAUUUGUGUCAUCUGCACAAUGUCAGCGGAGGAAGUGCACUCUCCCGAGACUCUUGAGACGCUCAAGUUUGCUGGUCGUUGCUCGCAGGUCGAGACCAAGGCCCAGAAGCACGUACUCCUUUCUUCCGACCGUGCUGUCAUCCGUGCCAAGGACAUGGAGAUUAUCGAACUCAAACGACAGCUCGAGGAGCUGGGUGGCGGCCAGCGCAACUCUGGCAACAGAUCGACGGAGAUGGCCGAGCUUGCCGAUUCUGUCGCUGCCAUGGAAGCACGCAAGGCCAAACUGUCGGAGCAGCUCGCCAAGCUCAAUGGGGAGAUUCUGACAUCCGAGUUACCCCGCUCGGGCUUUGGCCUCCCCAUCGUCUCGCCCCGAAAGAAGCGCCCUAGGAUUAGUGACUUCACUUCUCUCUCAAGUGCCGCGAUGGGCACCAUGGGCGGCAUGGGCAUUGGCCUGGGCACCCCCGUCAAAUCUGUCGACCGGCGCGCCGUCAGCCACAUGGUCCGCGUGUCAGAGGACGACCUGGCCGCCGCAGGCGCCCGUGACGCCAUGGUGGAAAAGCUGGACCGCAUCAACAACGGCUUUGACACCGAAAUCGCAGUCACGUCACUGCGCCGCGUCAUUGCCACCAAGGAUGAAGAGCUUGCCCAGCAGGCCCAGCGCCUUGUCAACGCCAUCGACGACGCCAACGAGCUGCCUGGUGUCAAAUCAGAGCUUAUCAAUAUCAAGGCCGACUAUGCCGCGACGCGCGACGAGUACAACACCAAGCUGCGCGAUGUCGAGGCCGAGCUCGAGUCGACACGCGCCGAGUAUCUGCACGCCCUGGAGGACAAGGGCAAGCAGAUUGACCGGCUCGAGGGACAUGUGCUCGAAAUGCGCCUUGCGCACGACGAGCUAGUCAUUGAGCACAAGAACAAGCUCGACAAGUUCCAGCAGGACCUCGAAAUGAGCGAAAAGGAGCGUUCGAGCCUGUCCGACAAGCACAAGAUCGAAAUCACCAAGGUCAAGGACGCUAUCCGCGGGCUGCGUGCCCAGGCCAAUGACCAUGCGGCCAGAGCCACCGCCCUGGACACGACACGCGCCGAGCUCGCUGCAGCCAUUGCCAAGGUUGAAACCGAGCGCGAUGACCUCAUGUCCGAACGGGACAAGCUCAAGGCGACCCACGCCAACCUCAUGACCGAGCGUGAUGCCCUCCAGACGGACGCAAACGCAAAAGCCUCGCACAUUACCACACUCCGCGCCGAACGUGACGCCAAGGCCGCCCAGCUCGACGAUUUCCAACGCCAAUCCCUGCAGCGCGAGUCUGAAGUGGUGACCACUCUCCGCAACGACGUUGGUAGCCUCCGUGCCGAGCGCGAUGCCGCACAAAGGGACCACGACGCUGCCAAAGCCGAUGCUAAAAUCAAAGCGGACCAGCUUGAUGAGUUCCAACGCCAGGCCCUCCAGCGCGAGUCCGAGUUCAACACGGUCCGCACCGACCUCGUCCAGGAGCGUGAGAGCAAGGCCAAGGCUGAGAACAAGCUUGCCCACGAGCGUAAGGUGGUCGAAAAGUACAAGGACACCUUUACCAAGGAGAAGGAGAUCCGCGAAAAGAUCAAGGCCGAGCACAACGAGUCACGCAAGAAGCUCUCCGAGUGUCAGGCUGCCAACGCCAAGCUCGAGGAAGCAAUCAAGGAGCUCAACAUCAAGCUCGAGGCCAUGCAAGAGGCUGCCGUCAAGCGCGAGACCGAGCUCAAGGGCUCUGUCAACUCUCUCGUUUCCGAACGCGACAUUCACCGCGACCACGCCGCGCAGCUCAAGGGUCAACUUGCCAGCUCGCAGUCUCAGUUCAAAGACAAGGAGCAAGCGCACGCGAGUUCCCUUCGCGAGGUCGAGGCUUUGCGUGCCGGUGCCAACGUUGCCGAGUCUAUGAAGGCCGAGUUGGCGAACGCACGGUCCAUGCUUGACAAGGAGCGCAAGGAGCGUGCCGGCCUGGUCGAGGCGCACACUGCAGCCGCGGCUCGUGGCGACUCGCUCGCUUCUCAGCUGGACGCUCUCAAGGCCACCGCCGACAAGGACAAGGACACUCGCUCGGACAUCUCCACUACCCUUGACAAGACGAAGGCUUCACUUGCGGCUGAGCAAAAGGCCCACGCCGACACUGCCGCCAAGCUCAAGACUGCCGCCGACCAUGUGGCAGAGUACAAGCGCCAGAUUGCGUCAGAGCAGCAGAUUCGCGCCGACCACGACAAGGAGGCCAAGAAGGCUACCGAGGCACACCAGGCCGCUGUGUCUGCCCUCCGCAAGGAGGUGGACGAGCACAAGGCUGCGCGCGGGGCUUCGUCUUCCACCACCGACAAGGUUCGCUCCGACCUUGACCAGGCCCGUGCCGAGCUUUCCCAGUGGAAAACGGCGCAUGCCGAGGCCGACCGCAAGUAUGAUACCGAAAAGCAUGCUCGCGAGGAGUCGGAGAGGGCUGCCGCUGCCGCCCGUGAGCAACUGUCCGAAGAGAUGGGCAUGCGCGAGGGCAGGGGCAAGGAGAUUGAGGGCAUCAAGCAGGAGCUCGCUGCUGCCUCCAACUCUCUGGCCAUUGCCAACAGCGAUCUCGCCGUCGCCAAGACGGAGAUUGAGACGCUCCGCAAGGACCUUUCUGGUACUCGGGAACAGCUCUCUGGUUGUCACAGGGAACUGGAUGCUGCCACAAAGGAGAUUGCCUCGCUGAAGGCCGACCUUGCGAACGCCAAGACCGCCGCCGCCGCCGACACGGGCACUCAACUGGCCAUGCUCCAGAAGGAACUGGACCUGGCACGUACCGAGCACGAUGCCAUGCGUGCCCGCAGCGAUCGCCUCGCUGCCGAGCUCACCAACAAGGACACGUCUGCUCAGACAAGUCAAGAGAUUGAGCAGCUCGACAAGGUCGUCGAGGCACAACGGGCCAUGAUUGAAGAGCAGCGGGCCAAGAUUCAAUUCUGGUCUGAGCAACUGGAGAAGCAGCGGGAGGUCGUCCGCAUGCUCACAGAAGGAGACACUGCCGUCGCGCCGACCACUCCUCGCGGUCAUUCCCGUACUCAAUCGACUUCGGCCGUUCCCAGCAGCCCCUCCACUCCAGGAGCAUACACACGGGCGACUCGUUCCGGCAUUCCCAACACGUUUACCGCCCGCAACCUUGCGCUUCCUUCCGCCCCGUCUCCCUUGCCCAUGCACGACGGAAUGAUGAGCACAAAUGCGCUCCGCAAGGCGCGCAGAAUUACCAUUGAGCACGACAUUGAUCGUCUCCAGGGUCAAGAGAAGGGUCGCGUGAGUCGUAUCAAGGGAGCGUUCGAGAGUCCAGACAGGGACGCGGCGCCCAAGAGGCGCAUGUAG